Molecule: messenger RNA, 882 nt
Organism: Ochlerotatus camptorhynchus
Lineage: Eukaryota; Metazoa; Arthropoda; Insecta; Diptera; Culicidae
Product: astacin-like
Exons: 5
Coding region: 1-882 (293 amino acids)
Biological process (GO): proteolysis
Molecular function (GO): metalloendopeptidase activity; zinc ion binding
Source: RefSeq, a predicted model, not a curated record
AUGAUGGCAACCGGGAAAAUUGUCCUAUUCUUUUCAAUCGUAAUAUUGAAUGCAGUCUAUGGCGACUAUUACACUCCCAGCGAAGAAGUUGGUCGAAAACUAUCCGAGUAUAAUCCAGCUGUUGAUAAACAGUAUCCAUUUGAAUAUGGAUUGGGUCGGUACUACCAGGGCGACAUAAUGCUUGUUCCUCCAGAGGAUGGGCGUGUCUCUAUCCCCGAUACACUGACUUCGUAUAUAUGGCCUAACGGAACGGUACCGUAUGAAAUUGCGGGGAAUUUUUCUAAGUCUGAGCUCAACACAAUUAAUUCUGCAAUGAAUAUGUUCAGAAGGUAUACUUGUGUCCGUUUUGUAAAACGUACAGCAAACGAUGACCUGUUUGUAUCAAUUGUCAAUAAUAAUACGGGCUGUUACUCAUACAUCGGUAGACAGUCAAACAAUCAGUACAAUCUCAUUAAUCUUCAAACUCCGGAAUGUCUGAUGGCAGUUGGAACGCCAGUACAUGAAAUGAUGCAUGCGUUAGGUUUUUAUCACGAAUUCGUUCGACCAGAUCGGGAUGAUUACAUUAGCAUCAAUCGAAGCGCACUCCAACCAGAACUUCAAGCUGAUGAUGUAUAUGAUAACAACUUCGGUAAACUUCGAUCUGAAGAUGGCCAGACGUAUAAUAUUCCAUACAAUUAUGGCAGUGUUAUGCAUUAUUCUCGCUAUGCAGGUGCUCAGAGUCGCGAUUAUCCCGUUCUCAUAAACAAGAAACCAUGGGUUGGUGAUUUUGGCAAUGAUAAUGGAUUUGCAGCAACUGAUGUAAUGGAAAUUAACUAUCGAUACAGUUGUGCCAAUAACACAAGAGUCCCGAGACCGAUAACUACCUGGUUAGGUUCUGUAUGA